This is a messenger RNA of Amoebophrya sp. A120, 4212 nucleotides long. The record is from the annotation of a GenBank genome assembly. NCBI's taxonomy places the organism in Eukaryota, Dinophyceae, Syndiniales, Amoebophryaceae.
GCAUCGAACACCCAUUUACUCAGCACACGGUGCUGCACGUUCGCACGAAGAUAAAAGGUGUAUAACCGACAACUGCUCGGAUCUACCGCGCAACCGGUCAUCUGUAUUGCGUGGUGGCCUCUCCGGCCGUCGGUGCGUUCGGAUAAAAACGUGUUGUGGUCCGAAGAAGAAAUUAAGCCAUGUUUUCCGGUGUCACAACUCCGAUCGCGGUCUCCCCGACGCGGAUCCAGGUGCAGCCGUCGCCACUCCUGUCCGGCCGGGUUUUGCCACGAGAGCUCCUCUUGCCGCCGCCCGGAGCAAAAAACAACCCGUGGAAUUCCAUCUACAUAGCGACCGCACAGCCAGUAAGGUCGUCGCUGCAUUUUUCUCCAGGAACAACAUCUUCCACACAGGUAAAGACAGAGGAUGUCGCUCUUCCUGUUGAAGUGGGGGACUCUUCUUCUACUGCGUCGAAACAUCUUGAUGCUGUUGCUCCGCCGGAAUCUUCUGUGAAUGGAGACGGUGAGGACAAAGCUGCGGAACAAGUUCUCGCACCAUUUUCAACCCCCGACCUCCCCACUACCGCCGAGUGCAGUAGGAGUUCGACUAAACAGGCAAAGGUGUUGCUGCACCAGAAUUUACACAACUACGUGUUUGAGAGCACGAAGGCGAAUCCAGCGCAAAAACUCCGGAGCGCGUUGCCCUGGGCGGCGCCCAUGGGUAGUUUGUCUAGUAGCGUAGUCGUGACAGCGGGCACCAGUUCCAGUUGUACAAGCGCCGGCGCGGCCGCCUCGAAAAAUACCUCAUCAGCUAGGUCGUCGGAGUUGCUGCAGACAAACUUUUUGGAAAAGGUACUCAUGAAUCUGUUGAUUGAAGAUAAUUGUUCCGAUUGGAGGAUGAAAAGGCAACAAUUUUGAUUGUGAUGCAGCGACUUAGAGACUCUCGUGUAGGUGGAGCUGCGUGUAACAAAGAAAGUCAAAUAACUUCAAUAAAAUAUCCAGCUCCGGACCACGGCUCGCGACGCAGUGACUGCUUCGAAAUCUCCAGUAGACGUCGCGGAUGGUGUGUCGUUGAAAAGUCCGCUUGAAGUGAUUGCGUUGACAGGUGUCAAAAAGUCUUCACCAUCUACAGCAUCGCAUGUUGUCCCUCUGGCGCAGACGACAGCUUUCACGACAUCAACGCGCUUGGGAGCUCCUUCUGUAUCUUCCAUUUGUAGUUCAAAGACCAUUGCAGCAACGUCGACAUCAACUCCUUCAACGAAUUUCCCGCAAUUGAAGUCCGGUUAUGCGUAUUUCCCGGGAAUGAAGCGAUUGCUAAAACCGUUGCCGUGGGAUCCAGUGAAAGAAGCGACUGCCUCGGCUGCUGCGGAAGAGGGAGAAGAAGAGCUUGCUCGUGCAGCAGCAAGUGAGGACGUCGAACAAGAUGAUCCACCUGCGGAUGCUGAGGCUCAAGAUGAGCCUGUAGUCGUGGAGGAUGAGGAAGAGGAGCAGGAGGACGAAUUUCCAACCCCCAAGCCGGAGUCUGUGGAAGGCGGCGACAAUCUUUGCGAGGAGGAUGUAGUUCUUGCUGCGGGACUAGAGGGAGAGACGCCAGAAGCGAACCACGCCGAGGGUGAUGACGUGAUCUCACCGACGAGCCGUGCGGAGAACGUACUCGUGCUCUUACUUUGAUUCUUCAUGCGUGUUCUUGUGGAAUUACAAUAUAAUUGCAAGUAGACCAUUAUCGAUUUGCUGGUGGUGUUUUUUCCAGUUGUUUGGCAAACGCACGCAAAAUGAAACCGCUCAUUUUGAUUAUACCUUUUGGGUUAACGAAAACGACUACGACGACAAGCACGAUUGUAACAAUCUUGAAAGGAACAUCUUGCAGGUAAGCAGAACCAAGACGGCGCAAAACGAAGACAGCAAAGCUGACGCCAUUUUUGUCGCAGCGGAAGAGGAGAAAGGCGAACAGAAUGAGGCGAAUUUUGUAAACAACUGCACAGACCACAAGAACAGCAGCGGUUUUGUCGACUUGUCAGACGUACAGGAUGAAGAAAUCGAAUACGAUCCGUUACAGGUAUUGCAUUUGCAGUUUGUUCACGCAGCACAAGGACCAGCACCGUGUGAGUAUGAAUUUCUACGCACUGUCUCUUGCAUUUUCUAUGAGGUCAACACAUCGUGUGCGUCACACAUAUGCGCCGUUGUCAUACAUGCAUCACAACAAAAUCUUGGGAACUACAGAUUUCCAUCCGCGGGCGCCACCCCUACGUGCAGGACAGCGAAAUUGAGUUUAUCGUGAACAACUUGUGGGAUUUCGACGACUGUAUGGAAUUUGAGAAGGAUACCCAGAGAAAAAAGCAGGCAGGUCAUAUUUGUAAUGCAAAAAUAAACAGACAAAAAAACAAAAAAUUGCCUUGCAUGUCCUAAGCGCCAUGCAUGCUGUGGGGUCGCCCAUGACAGAUUAGUCUGUUAGUUUGCUUUUGCAUAUACAAAUGUGACUUGCCUGCUUUUUUCUGUGUGAUAAAGGAGCUGCAGAGGAACGCUCGGUACGGCGGCGACGAGAUUUUUGUCUCCAGCACCGUCGGCGGCUUGUCGCUCGGGUCCACCAGAAAAACCAUUCACUUGGUGUAUUACAAGGGGGAUCCUGGCGGUUUUGACAGCGGAGAUCACCACAGCUCCGAUGUACUAGUUGGGUCGUCCGCUCUAUGCAAGAAAAAAACUGUGUAAGUGUAUCUUUCUUUGGCUGACAGCAUCAGAAAUUUGCUCUACAUGACAGAGAAAACCUGUCAUGUGCGGCUUAUAAGGAAAAACACACAUGAAAAGAGGACUUCAUGGCUGUGACGCAUGACAGAUGUAACUCUUUUGCCCGUUCUGCAUCACAGAGUUACACUUACACAGUUUUUUUCUUGCAUACGCUCUGUCGAGGGGAAAGAUGGUGGAGAUCGGGGUGAGCUGGCCGUUCGAGCUCGUCUUGCAAGAGAAACCUUUGGACCAGGAGUGGAAACUAUCAAAUGUAAAAGUGUCUGGGUCUGGAAGAAUGCAACUUGUCGUGCUAAAUCUGAAGCAUUCAAAAAUCUGUGUUGCAUGAUUACCAAAGCAAGUCGUCCAGUUUUGACCAAGUCGGGAGGCAGUUUCUCAUGCAGGAUAGGCAUGAGAAAGAUCGCGCACAAUCUGCCAUGCUAGGUCCUGCAUUCCAGACCUCAUGGGUCAUGGAAAAGCUGCAUGACAAAUCGCGCAUUCUUCCAGACCCAGACAUUUUUGCAUUUGAUAGAAACUGCAGCAAGCCGGCUUGGCUGUGACCUCGACCAAAUCUUCUCCGACAGAACAGGCGAAAUGAAAAAGCACGUUGCUGCUGCUUUUGAAGAGGAAGACCAACAAGACGCUUGAUCUUUAUAGUAGAGGUGUCAAGCGCAAGAAGUUUUACAUACCAAUGUACCGCGGUCUCGAUCUUCGAGCAUCAAAUGAAGAAAUAAAAUUAGGGGUUCUAUCAGUUUCACUACCUCGCUAUUGCUCACCUAAAUGUAUCGAACAUACUCAACGUACAGAUUUAUUUACAAUACGAUUCGGAAAGAUCUCACACGUUUCAGCGUUUGAACUGCGCUUUGCAAAUGCCACAUAUUUAUUUUCGCCGUUUCAAUCACGGCCGCGUCGGCGUCGAGCCUCGUUUAUUUCGCCCUGAUUUUUACGUUUUUAACCUCUUUACAGCAACUGUGUAUACGUAUCAUUUUUCCACCGACACGCACCUCCGACACGAAAGCGAGAUGAAGAAUCCUUUUUACCUUUUUUUAACCAACUUUUUAUCCACCCUGCUUGCUUCUUCAACACGAACUAAUCUAGUUCUUCCAGACCGACCCUGCCCGCUGACAAAUCAGCUAGGAAAACUCAAGCUGCGUACCCUGUUACUGAUACCCCUUAUUACCGCUUUUGGAACUUCCACAAAAUUGUUCACCAAACCUCCAAGCUAACCUGUUUUUCACCCGAGUGCCUUUUUUUAAUUACAGUGAAGUCCAAUUCUUCGUAUGUUCGAAAAUACCAUUACAACCACGCUCCUGCUGUUAACAACGUUUCGCAAUUUCCGGUCGUUUCAGUUCUCCACUUACGUAAACAGUACUAAUCUAUCUUCGCGAACACAUCACUUCCCCAAUGAGAGGACUCUACUUCGACACGGCAACAAAGUCAUGCAACAAGAUGCCCAUGUAGAAUGAAAAUAAGCAGGACAACAGUUUCCGUUUCCGCGAAUAAUUUGAUUUCUUUU